AGUCCGGUGGUCGCGGUGCGUUGGUUCACUUUUGGUUCAAUUCCAAUACGGAUUUUUUUACGUAAAUACAAAAAUACAAGUGAAAACGUGAUUGUUUUGUGAAACGACGUGAAAGUGAAUGGUGUUUGUAAAGUGCUAAAGUUUUUUCGCUGUUAGAUUAAAAGUUGGUUUAAUUUUGUAUAAAAUUGCAUUGGAAGUGGUGAAAUAAAUUAGUGCUUUGUGAAAGUUACUACAUGUAUAAAAACGAAAUGAAGGACUAUUCAUCAGGAAAUAAUUUCAAGUGAAACGAAAUCCUGUGACUAUGAAGCGUGACGUCUCAUCGGUGGCCAGGCUGCCGUAAAGUGCCGUGUAUCCGCCGUCGCAAUGGCCACCAUGUCGGGCGCCCUGACCCCCAACGCCCCCACCACCACCAUCGACGACGAACAAACGCGUCGACGCUCAGUCUUUUAUGUGCCAUUGUUUGAAAGUUUCGAUAAUUACCUUCCCCUCACAGCCGAGGAAAAAGAAGCGCUAAUAUGCGGCCAGAACAUUGACGAAGUUCCAAUAAAACCGAAAAGAAGAUACGCGACCGAGAGGUUACAUUUGUCAUCUCGUGGCGAUUCCUCGAUGACAGAGAGUGAGGGUGAAGUUAAUACAUUCAGUCCUCAGAGAAGAUUGAGACGACCGCUGUCUUCUACCAUAAGCUCCUAUGAGGCAUUGGCUCGAAUUGCACAAAGAGAUUCCAUUAGUCCCCGAAUAGCAGCCGAGAACAGUCCGCAAAGACAUUCCAAACCUAGACUAAGAAGCACGACUUCAUGUGAACCUCGCUAUGAUAGAGUAUUUUCUCCAUUAGGGAAUUCAGUUUCGCACAAAUUAAAUAACUCAACCUCCAGUAUCGGUAAUAAGUUAACUUCUAAGAGUCCGAUUCGAAAUUCUAAUUUAUCAUUAAUACCCGACUCGCCAAAUAUGCUCUCACCUAACAAAGAAAAAUCUAAAACGUUGCCACAAAAUCUUAUUGCUGCAUCGCCUAUUAGAGGCAGCAGUAGCUCCACGUCUAUCUUUAGGACGCCUAAAAUAACUGUCACACCGGAAAGUCCAAAUAAGAGUCCAGGGCGAAUGUCCGGACUAAAUUUCAUCCGGCGAUCGCGAAGCACGAAAUUAUCGCGAAGUAACUCCUUGUUACGUAGCAUCACUGCGAGACAUAUAGAAGAGGGUUUAGACGACAGUGUGGCAGUGGUAACGGACCUUACCGACGAUUAUGAUAAGUUUGUGGACGACAACGGUGGUGAGACUGAAGUUAUCGGAGCUCUUAUUAAGAAGAACGAAGCCGAGGUCGCUAACAGCCCGCUGAGCCUACGUCGAAGCUGCCUCGAUGUUGACGACGAAGUCGGUGUUCAUUCUGACACAUCUUAUGAGAAAGCCUGUCGGCGGGGCUCGGCCCCGAGUACGCCGGUACCGGGUGCGCAGGCGCAGCACAGCCCCUCGCGGCUCGCCUCCUUCUUCUUCUCGAAGCGAUCGUUUAGGAGCAACCCGCUUAAGAGGACCAAAUCUGCUACGAAGCUGGAAAGAGAGAGAGCGCUGGCUGCAGUCCCAACACAUCCUCCGACACACGCUCUACGGACAUCACGAUCUCAUGAAAGUCUGCUGUCAGCACACUCACCCGCCGUAUCCACUAUGGAUUUGGGUCCACCAAAUCAAGUAGAAAUCCGUGCGCUGCACUCGUCGGUGUUGGGCCGUGCGCACUGCUUCGCGCUGAGCGCAGAGAACAGAGCGCCAAGGUACUUCGCCUGCGCCUCGAGGAAGGAACGCGACCGCUGGAUAUACAGCCUACGGCAAGCGGCGCGACCGGACGAGAUGCGUACGCGCCGAUGCGAACGCACCGUCAAACUGUGGCUACUAGAGGCCAAGGCCAUACCGCCCAAGAAACGAUACUACUGCGAAAUACUGCUCGACGAUACGCUCUAUGCAAGGUCGUCGUCGAAACUGAAGACGGAGCUUUGUUUUUGGGGUGAGGUGUACGAGUUCGGUGCCUUACCCGCCGUGCGCAACAUACACGUCAACGUGUAUCGCGAGCCUGAGAGGCGCGCGCGCAAGCGGGACAAGCACGCAUUAGUCGGAACGGUCCGCAUCCCGGUGGAUGAUGUGUCCUCUCGCUACCUGAACGAGCGCUGGUACCCGCUAUCAACGGAGACCCCAGCAUCGCCGGCGCGCUCAGCGGGCAGCGCGGGGCCCGCAGCGGCAGGGGCGCCGGCGCCCGCACUGCGCAUCAAGUGUCGCUUCCAGAGCGUGGACGUGUUACCGCUCGACUGCUACGCGCGCUUUCUCGAUUACCUCACGCGGCACUACCGGAGACUCUGCGAGUAUCUCGAACCAGUCAUCGGUGUGAAGGCGAAAGAGGACAUCGGUUGUGCGCUGGUGCUGUGUAUGGCGGGCGCGGGCCUGGCGCCUCGGUACUUAGCCGACGUGGUGGCGCUGGACGUCCGUCGCACCGGUGACCACUCGCUCACCUUCCGAGGCAACUCGCUAGCCACCAAGAGCAUGGAGGCAUACCUCAAGCUCGUCGGCGAUCAGUACCUCCAGGAGACGCUGGGCGAGGCGGUGUGCUGGGCGGCGGGCAGCAGCGCGGAGUGCGAGGUGGAUCCGCUGCGUGCGGGUGGAGGCGCGGCGCUGCGCCGACACCAGGCGGCGCUCCGGGACGCCGUCACACGCGCCUGGCGAGCCAUCGCCGCCUCCGCACCAGACUUCCCUCCGCCGCUCCGGGACUGCUUCGCCACCUUCAGAGAGAGACUGGCUUCGAUGGGACGUGAAGACAUAUCAGAUAAUUUAAUAAGCGCUUCAAUCUUCCUGCGGUUCCUUUGUCCGGCCAUACUUUCCCCCAGUCUAUUUGGAAUAACUCAUGAAUACCCGAACGAGCGCGCGGCGCGCAACCUGACGUUGGUGGCGAAGACUCUGCAGACUUUGGCCAACUUCACGCGCUUCCAGGGCAAGGAGGCCUUCAUGGAGUUCCUCAACGACUUCCUCGAGCAGGAGGCGCCCAACAUGAAGGCAUUCCUAAGAGCUAUCUCUACACGUCCCCAAGAGCAACAAACGCAGCAAACGCAGGAGAACAAGCGGGACUCAUCAGUAUCGCAGGGGUCUGCGGGGUCUGAGGGAUCAGGUCGGAGUGGGGCUGUGGGCGGGGUGGGGGGUGCGGGGUGCGUGGAGCCUGACCCCGAGUGGGCGCCGCAUGUAGACCUCGGCAAGCAGCUCGCCACACUGCAUGCGUUGCUCGUCGACAGCCUACCUAAGCUGCCGCAGCCCAGGAUACAGGAGUUGGAGCCGCUGUCAGAUAUUCUCGACGAACUGAGCAAGAGGCUGGCCAGCAACGACAACGGGCCCAUGGCACCCGUUUCUGAUAACAUCUUUAGGUUCAACGAUCCCACGUGCAACACGCCUACAAAACAAAACAACGCCGAACCACCAACUAACGGACAACUGAACAAUAACUUCGCUCACAGUUCGCCUAUCAUGAACAAAAACGGCGUCCAAUUCAACAUCAGCCCGUCAAAAUCGAACGCAGAAGACUCAAAAUAUAAAGGAACAUAUACUGCCGUAUCAAAAUCGCCCAGUUUCAAUUUACGCUCCGCCACACUACCGAGAAAUGGAUAUGGUUCCAACCAACAAAAUCAAAACGUGAACCCCGACAGAUACAGCUCCCAGUACAAUAACCAAGAACAUUGCGUCAAUCUAAAGGUCGUACAAAUCGGUUUCGGCUCGGAUCAAUAUCCGAAAGGUAUCAGCAAUGGUCUUAACGAAAGCUUAGAGAGGAGAUUCCAAGAUAGAUACAAACCAAACAAUUACAAUCAACAACAAACUCACUUCCACAACAGUAAUUAUAAUACUGAGAGAUCUCCGAGCAACGAUAGCAUCAAUCAUAAUUACAGUUCCAACGAAAUGCAAAAUAUUAUGAAAGAGACGGCGACGUUAGAAGAGCUCUCAGAUUUGCUCAAAUAUGCCGACGACUCAGAUAUUGUAGACGAUAAGCAGAACAACAAAAAGAUCACAUCGCAAUCUAAAAUGAACAAUAAUAACAAUAAUAAUAUUGUGAACGGCAAUAAAACUAACUACACAAAUAACGGUUCCAAUGUUUCAAUCAGUGGACUGUCGAAUGUCGCCAGCUCCGGCUACCAGAGCAUCGCCACCUACAGCCAAAGCAGCAGCCCCAUAGAGAACACUGGCCAUCAUCAUCAACCGUACGAAAACGGCGGACAACCGAUGUCUCGCUACUCGCAGCUAAACUACCAAAAACAAAGAGAUAAACAGUAUUACGACAGCAAAAACGAAAAGUUCUACCCGAAGAGUCCGGUGCAACAGAAAAUCGAAUACGACAUACAGAAGUAUGGAAUUCAGAACUUCACCACCGCUGACAAUGUACAAAGCAACACAAAUGCCAACUCUAAAAUAGCGCCGCUUGUGUUCACCAACCCGGUCUACAACAUGGAAGACGGUCGACAGGCACAAGAGAAGAACGCAAACAAUGAUAACAGGAACUCGAAGCGCUGCCCCUGUGGCUCAUCCAGUUCAUCGAUUGAUGAGGAGGGUUUGAGCACGGACAACGUUGAGACCAACUCGGAGGAGGGCUCCACCAACUUCAACGACGAAAGCGGGAGGAACUUUGACCAACAGAACCGUAACAAUACCCACCGAAAGCUCACCAGAGAUAAUUGUACCUACGAUGACUCGUACCAGAGAAGCCACAACCAUUCCCCUAGGAUAAGAGACGACGAGUCGUCCAGCAACUCGCCCAGCUUACGGAAAAAUAGCAAAACUCGCAUGCCACGGACCAAUCCGAUGCUUUCUUACUCGACGAAUCAGAACCAGCUGAACUUGAAGCACUUCGGUCAGCGUGGCGAGUCAAUCUACGAGAGCAAGCCGCAUCACAUCUCCACCGACUCCGGCUAUCCGAUGAGUCGCUCCGACUCCAAUGUUGAGGAGGUCAACAAGGAAAUGUACAGGCUUCAGAUAUCGAGGAGUCAGAAGGCUUUGUUCAACAUGGAAAACUCGAAGAACUCUCCCGAGAAAUUCACGAUGACUGAAAACACUAUCCCAGAGACGAAUUAUCCUUUAGAUAGGGCAUACUCGGGGACUAAGAUGUCGAGCAGUCGGUUGAACGAGGAUUUGGAGAGGCAUCAGGAUUACUACGGUAUGCGGGACAGGAGGGAUUCUCCUAACACCGCGGUGUUCGGGGGAUCGCAGACAAGCGAGGCGAGCGAGCGGGUCAACAGUCGGGAGGUGCGCGGGGAGCGUGAGCCGGCCGCGCGGGACAAGCUGCAGCGGCGGCUGAGUCUGGAGUCUGCGCGCGACCUCACCGACAGUUCGGAUGACGUCGACGACACGCUCUACAGCACCACCGGUCGCCGCCGCACCUCCAAACAUCAUAGAACUAUUGAACAGUAUGAACGUGAAAUCGAAAGGUUGAAGUGUUCAGUGGAGCUGCUGCGCGGCCGUCUGGGCCCGGCCGAGCCUGGACAGGACCAUACGGAUGCUAAAAUGAAGGCGAUUAUAUCAAGGUUAAUUUGCGUGGAAGAGGAAUUGAGGCGCGAGCAGCGCAAGAUGGCGGCAGCACUGUCGCACAAGCAGCGCGUGAUCGAGGCACAGGAACAUCGCAUUGCAGCACUCGAUGAAGCCAACACACGUCUGCUCUCCGCACUCGUGCACCUACAGCAGCGCGCGCCGCACCCCGCGCCCACACACUCGCACCACGAACUGCAAAUAUAACCUUUUUAAUCUGUGCCACAAACAACAAAUUAUCAUUUAUAAUCUGUGCAAACGUCAAACUUUAUAAUCUAUGGAACUGACAGUUUUCAGCCAUGUGCGUAGUCUUAUAGUAUGAUAAUCUUUGCAAACAAUAUCUCCUGUCAAUUUUCCCGCUCUUUUUGUAAAGUUUAAACACAAAUACUUCUAUUCAAUUGGUAAUUACAUGUUAAAUAAAUUUAAAAUAGAUUUCCCUGAUCUUUUUUCAUAAAAACGAUCCCAUUUUAUAUUACAGUUUUUAAAAAUUAACAAAUAGUUAAGCUUGUCACUUGUCAUGUGUUGCCACACGCAAAAAUAAUUUUUCUGGUUCAUUACACUUCUUACAAAAUAUGGUAAUUGUAAAUUAUAAUAGGAAACAAUGAAAUAUUAUGCAUUUCUCGAAGUAGCAAUAUUACUAUUAUCUUUUUUUAUUGUUUUAAUGUACUCAAGUUAAGGUAUAUUUUUCUUAAUUUUAUAUCUAAAUACCAACUGUUUUAGCUAUUUCUUUGUAGUUUUGUUAAUGUUGUUCUUUAGUUUUUAAUACAAAGAGAUGCUUUAAGUGACUAAUUUUCGUUAAAAUAUCAGUAUUGUCUAAAAUAAAUCCGAUUUGAUGUUUUGAAAAGGAAACAUCGACAACAUGUUUUGUUUUCUGUAACAAUGAUACCAAAGACAAUUGAAUAUCCUUUAGAGUAGAGUUGUAGUGUAAGUGAUGCAAUCAGCGACAGAUACAUUUAUAAAAUAAAUUCGAUAUUAAUUAAUACAUUAAAAAAAAUUGAAGAACGGACUUCUUUUAAUAAAAAAAAAUCAAUAAUAAAUUCAAAAAUAAAAUGAAUCGGUCGGUGAAAAUAAAAUCAUUAUUUCACCGCAAAUUACAUCUUUAAAAAUAAAAAAAAUAUGGAUUUUGGUAAAAAAAAGUUUCUAUAAUAAAGUCAGUUUUACUUCUGGCUGUUGUUGAUUGUAUUUCACUACAAUUGUAGCUCUAGUGUUGUAUUUUAAAAAUAAAACGUUAUAUUUUAUAAUAAAUAAUAUAAGACUUGUAUAAUAAUAUUAGCUUUAUGUUUAAUUGUAGUAUUCGGUAUACAAAAGAGAAAAUAUUUUUAAUACCCUUGAGUAUUAUAACGAGGUCAUUGUGUAUGAAUGUUUGUAAUAAAAAAAAAGUUAAAUAUUCAUUCUAUUAAGUUGCAUUUCGGAAAUGCUAUUCGAACAAAUUAAUUUCGAUUUUAAUGUCUGAAUAAUUUGUCUUGAAAAUAACACAAUAUCAACAACUUAGUUGUUUACAGUGAAAUAAUUUUAAGCCAUAACUUUAUGUAAAUACCUUAUUAGGUAUAACAAUAUUCUUAUCACAAUAAAU
Messenger RNA from Papilio xuthus (Asian swallowtail), 7102 nucleotides. It is a transcript of the gene raskol, whose product is annotated as Ras GTPase-activating protein raskol. The transcript is spliced from 17 exons. The record is from RefSeq and is a predicted model, not a curated record. Lineage: Eukaryota; Metazoa; Arthropoda; Insecta; Lepidoptera; Papilionidae. The coding region runs from base 364 to 5736 and encodes 1790 amino acids. Gene Ontology annotation, biological process: regulation of GTPase activity.